Messenger RNA from Haemonchus placei, 885 nucleotides. NCBI's taxonomy places the organism in Eukaryota, Metazoa, Nematoda, Chromadorea, Rhabditida, Trichostrongylidae. The record is from the annotation of a GenBank genome assembly.
AUGUUGGUGGAAAAGCAUGUCAUCGGCUUUGCCACUGUCUGCUCGAUAUUGGCCACGGCCGUAUGUCUCCUAGUCAUCUCGUCAUUAUACGAUGAGAUCACCCAAGUUCAUGAUCUGGUCUUGGACGCAGUGGCCACAUUCCGUGUGCAGACCGAUUCAGCUUGGGUAGAGAUGAUGGACGUGCAAAUCGCCGUCACUCCACCAUCGAGACCACGCCAGAAUCCGUUCAACUCGAUCUUCCGUUCGAAGAGGCAGGGUCUACCGCCAUGGUGUGUCUGCGAGGUUCCCAGAAUCACUUGCCCACCUGGACCACCUGGCCCACCUGGCCAGCCUGGACAACCUGGUAACCCUGGUCCUCCUGGACCACCAGGUCGGGACGACAUGACCAUCUAUGCUCCUAUUCACUGCCCUGCUCCAGACCGUUCAUGCAUUCGUUGCCCACCUGGACCUCCAGGACCACCAGGACCCGAUGGAGCUAUGGGACAGCCUGGAAUGGAUGGCAGACCCGGAACUCCUGGACCUCGUGGAGAAAACGGUCAAGCCGGUCCUCCAGGAGAAAUGGGAGAACAAGGACAGCCUGGUCAUCCAGGAAUGGAUGGCAGACCUGGACCACCUGGCCAGGAUGGACGAAAAGGCACUGGUGGCCAGGGUAUGCCUGGACAUCCGGGACCCCGAGGAGAGCCCGGAAAACCAGGUGCUGCUGGCAACCCUGGUGCACCCGGUAUGCAGGGACCAACUGGUCCACCAGGCCAGAAUGGCAUGCCAGGAACCCGUGGAAACGACGGUCAUCCUGGAGCCAAUGGCUUACCUGGAGCUCCUGGCAAGGACUCCACAUACUGCCCAUGCCCACGCCGCAGUCGCAGUGCAAAGAAGAAGAAGGCUUAA